CCUCCGGCAGUCACCUAGGCCUGUACCUGCGGCGUCGUCGGCGGGUGCAGAGCGCCCGGCAGGGCCUAGAGGCCGGGCUGGCGUGUGGCCGCAGCCGGGUACCCAGGGCUGGGCCUGGCGCGCAGGCGCUGACCCGACUGGGCAGUGAGCCGCCGCGGCCUUGGCUGCUAGGCCUUAACCCGGCCAGCCGCCGCGCCCUGCUUGUGGGUGGGCCGCGGGCGGGGUAGGAGCAUACGCGGGGCGGUGGCGAUGGACGCCUUAGAAGAAGAAAGCUUUGCGCUGUCUUUCUCCUCUGCCUCGGAUGCAGAAUUUGAUGCUGUGGUUGGAUAUUUAGAGGACAUUAUCAUGGAUGACGAGUUCCAGUUAUUACAGAGAAAUUUCAUGGACAAGUACUACCUGGAGUUUGAAGACACAGAGGAGAAUAAACUCACCUACACACCUAUUUUUAAUGAAUACAUUUCUCUGGUAGAAAAAUACAUUGAAGAACAGCUGCUGGAGCGGAUUCCUGGAUUUAACAUGGCAGCUUUCACCACAACAUUACAGAAAAAGAAGGCCGAGGACUGGAUUUAAGCAGUGGCUUAGUGGUGACAUCGUUGUGCAAAUCAUCAUCUGUGCCAGCUUCCCCCAACAAUCUGCGGCACUAGGUCCUACCUCCAGCCAAUGAAUGGGAUCGUUCUGGAUGUCACCGGCCCAAUAGGCUCAGCUCAUGAUGACAGAAUACAUCUUAAAAAGACUGGCUCUGUUAUGUAACUCUUCGUGUAUGUUAAGUAUUGAUAGGUCAAAACCAAAAUGACCUAACCCCUCCUGGACCUGUUUCUCCUGAAACACCUUGUAUUCAUUUACCAUAGUAUUCCUCUCCUCCUCAAGUAGACACCUCUCUCAGGA
Cebus imitator (Panamanian white-faced capuchin) is the source of this 885-nucleotide messenger RNA. RefSeq names its product ADP ribosylation factor like GTPase 2 binding protein (gene ARL2BP). Gene Ontology annotation, cellular component: mitochondrial intermembrane space. Bases 250 to 570 code for a protein of 106 amino acids. The transcript is spliced from 5 exons. The record is from RefSeq and is a predicted model, not a curated record. Gene Ontology annotation, biological process: maintenance of protein location in nucleus; positive regulation of tyrosine phosphorylation of STAT protein. Lineage: Eukaryota; Metazoa; Chordata; Mammalia; Primates; Cebidae.